UUGUUAUCUGUUCUGUCUGUUUAUUGGUUAUCUUUGUCAGGUGUUCUCCCAUGUCCAUGUAUUUAAACCCUCAUGUUUUCCAUUGUCCUUUGUUAGGUAUUAUAUGUUUGGUAUGCUGUUCAUGUCAAGUUUAUGUCAAGUUCAUGUUUAUGUUUGCUUCAUGUUUGUAGUUAGGGUUCUCACGUUUAUUAAUAUAUUUGCACUUGGGUUCUUUACACCAUCAUCUUCUCUUCGUUUACAUCAUUGCCAGCACCAGCAGCAACGUUACAGUUUUAAUUGAGUGUCUGAUCCCGAGCUUUACUCUAUGUUCAUUUUGAAAGUGUUUUGUUUCACCCACAGAUGAUCAGAAACUCCACCCUCAUGAAACACUUACCAGGAAGUGACUGUCUUAUUAUUUCUCACUUUACUCUCAUACUGAUUAUUUUCUUUAUUUUUGGACUCAGUGAUCAGUGAAGAACGAAGGGAAAGACUUUCAAAAAAGAUUUCUGUGAAGUUUGUUUUAGAGUCGACAGCAGAUCUUUGGUGAUUCUGAUGAUUAUUCAUUAUUGAAAGCAACAUUCAGAAAGUGAAAGUAAAGUUCAGAUCAUUGGAGCUUUUAUAAACAGUGAAAAUGGAUUCACUAUAUGUGGAAGAACUUUCUUGUCCCGUGUGCUCUGAAACCUACAAGAAUCCUGUUGUUCUGUCGUGUAGUCACAGUGUGUGUAAAGAGUGUCUUCAACAGUUCUGGAAAACCAAGAGAACUCAGGAGUGUCCUGUCUGCAGGAGAAGAUCUUCAACAGAAGAACCUCCUGUUAGUCUUUCACUAAAGAACUUAUGUGAGUUAUUUGUGAAGGAGAGAAAUGAGACGGAGAUCUGCAGUUUACACAGUGAGAAACUCAAACUCUUCUGUCUGCACGAUAAACAGCCGGUGUGUUUAGUGUGCAGAGAUUCACAAAAACAUACCAAUCACAAAUUUCUCCCCAUCUGUGAAGUUGUUUCAUCUUACAAGGAGGAACUCAAUACAGCACUGGAGUCUUUACAAGAGAAACUCAAACACACAGAAAACAUUAAAGGAGAGUUUGAUAAAUCAGUUAAACACAUCAAGACUCAAGCUGAGCACACAGAGCGUCAGAUUAAAGAGGAGUUUAAGAAGUUUCAUGAGUUUCUCCGAGAUGAAGAAGAAGCUACAAUCACUGAACUGAGAGAGGAAGAGGAGCAGAAGAGUCAGAUGAUGAAGAAGAAGCUUGAGGAGAUGAACACACACAUCUCAGCUCUUUCACACACAAUCAAAGACAUGGAGGAAAUGAUGAAAGCCAAUGACAAUGUCUCAUUUCUAAAGAACUUUGUGACAAUGGAAAGAGUCCAGAGCUCACAGCCGGAUCCACAGAUGACUUCUGGAGCUUUCAUUAAUGUGCCACAUUACUUGGGCAACCUGACAUUCAGAGUCUGGAAGAAGAUGCAAGACAUUGUCCACAAGAAUGAGUCCACCAAACAUCUCUGCUAUUACACUUUAUCUCCUGUGAUUCUGGAUCCAAACACUGCACAUCCAAAUCUGAUCCUGUCUGAUGAUCUGACCAGUGUGAGAUUCAGCGAGAACAGACAAACAUUACCUGAUAAUCCAGAGAGAUUUAAAUAUGAUUCGUGUGUUCUGGGUUCAGAGGGUUUUAACUCAGGAACACACUGCUGGGAUGUGAAGGUUAAACACAAUAAAAACUGGAUUCUUGGAGUAACUACAGCAUCAAACCAGAGGAAGGGAUAUGUUUUCUUUAACACUGAUGUCUGGAGUGUGGAGUAUAAUCUUGGAUAUCUCUCAUGGUGUCCCACUGUGUUUCUUGUCACACAUAAUCUUGAGCGUGUGAGAGUUCAUCUGGAUUAUGACGGAGGAAAAGUGUCAUUCUCUGAUCCUGUAACUAACACACAUCUACACACAUUCACACACACAUUUACACACACACUCUUGCCAUUUUUCAGGAGUUAUGAUGUCACAUCCCCUCUGAGGAUUUUACCAGUAAAAUGUUUGUAACAACAGAAAAUAUCUGAAUGUUUUUUUCUUUGAGAUAUUUCAUAUUAAAUAUAUAAAUCAUAACCCAACAUAGACUAAACAACUAACAUUUAAUCAAAUAAGAUUGAGUAUUACCAUCCCACACGACUUCUUAACCAGCUCUUUCAUAGUUCAUAGAAAUCUGUUCAAUUUGAUCAUACUGUAAAAACACUUCAUUUCAACAUUUACUCUCCCCAUCCAGUCUGUUUGUUUGUUUUGUUUUGAUCUGUAUUGUUAAAUAACAACAGAAGGUCACAUGAUGACUUAAAGUUCAUCAAGAGUGAAUCAUCCAGGAGAAAUAAUUAAUACACAUGUAGAGACACGAACACAAAACACCAUCAGAGUAACACAUGUGAUACUAAAAUAAUGCAAUAAACAUCCAAAUAUAACACAGAACUCCCCAAAGUACAUAACUGAUAUUAAAGAAUAAGAAGAAACAUCUCUAUUUCCAUAGAAUAUAAUGAGAUGUGAAGGGUCACGCAGGGAAUUCUGGGAACGCCCAAUUAUUGUUUUUCACCGUAAUUUUAACAAUAGUUUAGUGUAAAACUACAUGUAUUCUCUUGUUAGAUAUAAUAUACAUUUUUAACAUUAAUUAUACAGUGAAAUCAUAAUUUUACAUCUAAAAUAAAUACAAUAUUUGACUGUCAUUUUUUACUUUUUUAUACAUGUUAAGGAAACUUCCUGUUAUAAUAUCUUGUGUCGCAAAUAUAGCGUCAAAUUAAGAAAAGUUCAAAACAACUUUAUAAAUAAAAUUUGUUGUCAAUGAGAAAUAUUUGCUGAAAAUGUUCAAUUUGCUGUGAAUAAAUGUAUUUUUAGGGGAAUUUAACACCUUUAUUAAAAAAUGAGAAAUUAAUGUUUAAUUAUAUUAUAUUUUCUCUGUAAAAUUAUUAUUUGUUUUUACACUGGAAGAAAUCCUUUUUUUUUUUUUACAUAUUUUUAA
Molecule: messenger RNA, 2960 nt
Organism: Myxocyprinus asiaticus (Chinese sucker)
Lineage: Eukaryota; Metazoa; Chordata; Actinopteri; Cypriniformes; Catostomidae
Product: nuclear factor 7, ovary-like
Exons: 6
Coding region: 611-2002 (463 amino acids)
Molecular function (GO): protein binding; zinc ion binding
Source: RefSeq, a predicted model, not a curated record